Arabidopsis lyrata subsp. lyrata is the source of this 539-nucleotide messenger RNA. RefSeq lists its product as uncharacterized. NCBI's taxonomy places the organism in Eukaryota, Viridiplantae, Streptophyta, Magnoliopsida, Brassicales, Brassicaceae. The record is from RefSeq and is a predicted model, not a curated record. Bases 139 to 432 code for a protein of 97 amino acids. The transcript is spliced from 3 exons.
GAUCUUUUUCAUAGGAAUCAUGAUAGUUUUUGGCUGCAAUUUUGUAUAUUUCUUCUGAUUAUGUGACAUGAAUUUGAUUUUGUUGUCGUUGUUUCAUGUUAUGCCCUUCGUUUCUCAUCUCUUUGGGACUGAUCAAAGAUGGGAAGUCAGGAGAAUGUGAAACACCUCGAGGAAUGCACUGUUUCCAAUGCAUUAGGAACAUGGGUAUUCUCAGUCCUAGGCGCAUUGGUUGCAAUCCCGGUAGGCAUCAAACGCAAGUCUCUAGGUCCACUAGUGUUCUUUGGCACAACGGGAACAAUGCUCGACAUCAUCAUUGGUGUAAGUCAAUGUGAGAGAGAACACGCAGAGCACCAAAUGAAGUUACUCCAAGACUCUCAAAAUGCCACAACAACAACCAACACAGAGACUGAGGAUAGCUCUUCCAUGACCUAAUCUUUUUACAUUUUUCUCAAUAAGACUUUGAUGUACUUUGUUGCCACUCACAAGUUAAACUUGUUUCAAGAUAUUGUGAUUUUGCAACCUAAAGCUGAUCAUCUACA